AUGUCUCAAAACUGCAAAUCUACGUACACCACGGCUACAACGAGGGACGCGAAUAACAACACCCUGUACCAUGGAAGUGGGACCAAUAGCUACGGUGGUAGAGGGUUCACGCCACCUAGCGUCACCAGCGGGAACUAUCAGCAAGUGACGGCGAAAGUUCUCUUUGGCAGCGUGACGGCGAUCAAUGACCUCAAGCAGCAGAAGACCGGCCGGGACGAUCGGCGGACGCACUAG
Messenger RNA from Danaus chrysippus (African queen), 234 nucleotides. The record is from the annotation of a GenBank genome assembly. NCBI's taxonomy places the organism in Eukaryota, Metazoa, Arthropoda, Insecta, Lepidoptera, Nymphalidae.